Messenger RNA from Magnolia sinica, 1529 nucleotides. RefSeq names its product mitochondrial uncoupling protein 1. Gene Ontology annotation, molecular function: oxidative phosphorylation uncoupler activity. Gene Ontology annotation, biological process: mitochondrial transport; mitochondrial transmembrane transport. The transcript is spliced from 9 exons. The coding region runs from base 310 to 1224 and encodes 304 amino acids. Lineage: Eukaryota; Viridiplantae; Streptophyta; Magnoliopsida; Magnoliales; Magnoliaceae. The record is from RefSeq and is a predicted model, not a curated record. Gene Ontology annotation, cellular component: mitochondrial membrane.
GCAUACAGGUGCUUGCACGGGCUCCCUCCAACGACUGUCGUAGCAAAUUCGCAUUCGAAUACGAUGCACUGACGAAGAAUACGCUGGUAGCGAGAGUGGAGACAGAGACAGACCUCCAUUGGCCGGGUUCUAUAAAUAGCACUCUCUUCCCGAGAUUCCCGUUAACGAAACCGUUUUCCUCAGCUUCCCCUUUCCGUCUUUGAGGGAAAAACCCUAACUCUCUCGUCUUCACUUCCAUUGCAUUUCUCGGCAGCCGAUCGCUUUUUCCGACACCAGAUCGGCAUUCUCCGGCGCCAGUGCUCAGCUCCCAUGUCUGAUCUCAAGCCCAAGACCGAGAUCUCGUUCGCGGGAACGUUCGCCAGCAGUGCUUUUGCCGCCUGUGUUGCAGAGAUUUGCACGAUUCCCCUGGACACUGCUAAAGUUAGGCUGCAGCUCCAGAAAAAAGCAACCUCGGGGGAUGGAUUGACUGCACCCAAAUACAGGGGAAUGUUGGGCACUGUUGCUACGAUUGCGAGGGAAGAGGGUUUAUCAGCGCUUUGGAAAGGCAUAGUCCCUGGAUUACAUCGCCAGUGCCUCUUCGGAGGGCUACGAAUUGGGUUGUAUGAACCAGUUAAAUCCUUUUAUGUUGGUAGUGAUUUUGUUGGUGAUGUUCCUUUGACCAAGAAAAUACUUGCUGCCCUCACUACUGGUGCUUUAGCAAUUACGAUCGCUAAUCCUACUGAUCUGGUGAAAGUCCGUCUUCAAUCCGAGGGAAAGCUGCCACCUGGGGUACCUAGGCGUUAUUCUGGAGCACUGAAUGCUUAUUCAACAAUCAUCAAACAGGAAGGAUUUAAGGCUUUGUGGACUGGGCUUGGUCCUAAUAUUGCACGUAAUGCCAUCAUAAAUGCUGCUGAACUAGCGAGUUAUGAUCAAGUGAAGCAGACAAUCUUGAAAAUUCCUGGGUUCUCGGACAAUGUUUUUACCCACCUGUUGGCCGGUUUGGGGGCAGGUUUUUUUGCAGUAUGCAUUGGUUCACCUGUUGAUGUGAUGAAGUCGAGAAUGAUGGGAGAUUCGACCUACAAAAGCACCCUUGAUUGUUUCAUCAAGACUCUGAGAAAUGAUGGACCACUUGCCUUUUAUAAAGGUUUCAUCCCAAAUUUUGGUCGUCUAGGAUCGUGGAAUGUGAUCAUGUUUCUGACUUUGGAGCAGGCCAAGAAAUUCUUCACAAGGGAAGUGCCAAGUUAACACAUUUCUACAGUUUUUACAGUUGAGGCCAUAAAAAAUAAGAAGUUUGUUUUUUUCCUCCCGGGGGAGAUUUUCUCUACCAUUGGAUCUUGCCAAGAGACUGGUAAAUUCCCCAAGAACAGGGCCCUGCUCUUACUCAUGAAAUCUUCAUCACUUACAGAGUCAUCAUGAUAAAGAAACCGUAAGGAAAUUUCACCAACUUUUGAAUCUGCCCGAGAAUAAUCCCAUCACCUGUUUUUGGUGUUGUAUGAUUUUGUUUUUCAUUGUACUUCAUAUUUGUUUCUUUAAUCUUUUACUUUUCCGUA